AUGGUCAACAAUGUAACAACAAUCGCCUCAAACUUCAGCGCCGUCCGCUUCACCACCGCCGAGCGCGACAUCCUCCUCAAACUACUAAUCUUCUCCUCCCGCACAACAGCCUGGCUUCUCGGCCGAAACCACGCGCCGAUAGCCUCAGUCCAGCGGUGGCAGCUCCUGAUGAAACAACUAGCACUAACGGCAAAGAUUCUCCGGACCGGCAGAUUCAUCCAGCAGUUCAAUUGCGCCGCCACUGGUGCACUGACGCGGAAGCACCAGGACUAUUUCCUAGCAUACGUCACCGUCAUUCGACAGCUGCUGAUAGCGGUAUACCUGACAUUUGAUAACGCGACUAUCGCCAAUAGCAUCGGCUUUAUCCCCUGGAAAGGUGCAAGACGGUUGGAGAUCAGGGCGUUUCGGAUAUGGUUUGCCGCUGGCGUCUGCGGGAUCAUCACGCAGAUAUACUCCCUGUACCAAUUGAACCUCCCCAAUCAAGUCCCAGAGAAGCAAUUGAUCUUGUGA
Fusarium fujikuroi IMI 58289 is the source of this 510-nucleotide messenger RNA. RefSeq lists its product as uncharacterized. Gene Ontology annotation, biological process: regulation of peroxisome size; peroxisome fission. Gene Ontology annotation, cellular component: peroxisomal membrane. The coding region runs from base 1 to 510 and encodes 169 amino acids. The record is from RefSeq and is a predicted model, not a curated record. The transcript has a single exon. NCBI's taxonomy places the organism in Eukaryota, Fungi, Ascomycota, Sordariomycetes, Hypocreales, Nectriaceae.